AUGACAGCCCUUACCUCUCUGAUAUCCGCUUCUCCCGAACAAUUCAAUCCCCUCAAUCCUAUUUCACCCUCAAAAAUCACCACCGACGGCGGAAUCAAACUCUCAGAAACUAAGCAGCUCCACGCGGCUCUUGUUAAAACAGGCCUUGCUCACUCCCGCUCCUCCCAGAACAGCCUCGUUGCCCUUUACGCCGCCGCCGCCGGCGACCAUGACUCUAGUGCCAUGGACUACGCCCUCCUCGUCUUCUCCCGCGCCCCGAAACCUACCGCCUUCAUGCGGAACACCAUCGUCCAGUCCCUCGCCAACUCCAACUCUCCGGCCAGCGCCAUCCGCUUCUACUGCGCCGCCCAUUUCGCUGCCAUUCCCCCAAAUCACCACACCUUCCCCGCGCUCCUCAAAGCCUGCUCCCGCCUCCUCGCCCUUCACGAAGGCCAGCAGAUGCACGCUCACUCCCUCAAAUCCGGACUCGAGCAAACCCUACUCGUCCGCAACGCCCUCGUUAACCUCUACUCGACAUGCGGCUACCUGACCGACGCCCGCCUCCUGUUCGAUGAAAUGCCCGAGCGAGACAUCAUCACCUGGAACUCCCUGAUCGCGGGUUACUCUAAGCACGGCCUCUCCCAAGAAGCCCUUGACCUCUUCCGCUCUCUACAAAAAGCUCCCCACCCGCGCCCGGACGCAAUCACCGCCGUGAGCGCGCUCUCGGCAUGCGCCAACGCCGGAGCGCUCGAGCUAGGCGAGUGGGUUCACGCCUACGCCAAAAAACACGAAAUAGACCAAGGGAUCACCGUCCGCACCGCUCUCAUCGACAUGUACGCCCGGUGCGGGGCAAUCGCCCGAGCCGCGGAGAUCUUCGAACUCACUCCCCGGCGAAACCUCGUGUGCUGGACUUCGAUGAUCACCGGGCUGGCGGUUAACGGUCGGGGCCUGGAGGCUGUCAACCUUUUCGACCAGAUGGUUCAGUUCGGGAUCCGGCCUGACGGGAUCGCAUUUGUCAGCGUGCUCUCGGCGUGCAGCCACGCCGGGAUGGUCGAGGAUGGGCAAAGAUUGUUCAACGACAUGAAAACGCGGUUCGGAUUGGAUCCCAGAACAGAGCAUUACGGGUGCAUGGUAGAUCUUCUCGGUCGAGCCGGCCGGCUGGAGGAAGCGCUUGGGUUGAUCCGGAGCUCGCCGACGGGGCAAAGUGAAGCAGUGCUUUGGCGAACGCUUCUGGGCGCGAGCAGCGCGCGAGGCGAGGUUGAGAUGGCGGAGCUGGCAAUGAGUGAGAUUGCGCGGGUGGAGCCGCGACACCAUGGGGAUUGGGUGCUGAUGGCGAAUGUUUACGCGAAAGCGGGGAGGAAGGAGGAGGCGGCGAGGGUGAGGAGGGAGAUGAGGAUAAAGAAGAUUGGGAAGGAGCCCGGAUGCAGUGUUAUUGAGGUGGGCGGGAGGAUAUACUCAUUUACGGUGGAGACCGAGUAG
This is a messenger RNA of Dendrobium catenatum, 1458 nucleotides long. Its product is annotated as pentatricopeptide repeat-containing protein At4g21065-like. Lineage: Eukaryota; Viridiplantae; Streptophyta; Magnoliopsida; Asparagales; Orchidaceae. The transcript has a single exon. The record is from RefSeq and is a predicted model, not a curated record. Gene Ontology annotation, biological process: RNA modification. Bases 1 to 1458 code for a protein of 485 amino acids. Gene Ontology annotation, molecular function: protein binding; RNA binding.